CUCCAUGAGCCCACCAACACCGUGUUGCGAUUCUCUCUCCUCAUUUAUCACCCGUCAUGGCUUCCGAGAAAGAGGCUGCUCUAUCCGCCACUCCUUCCGACGCUCCGACCAUAUUUGACAAGAUCAUCAGUAAGGAGAUUCCAUCUACCGUGGUUUAUGAGGAUGACAAGGUUUUAGCUUUUAGGGACAUAACGCCCCAGGGUCCUGUUCACAUACUCCUCAUCCCAAAAGUGAGAGAUGGCUUAACUGGCCUCUCUAAGGCUGAGGAGAGGCACAUUGACAUCUUGGGCCGCCUUCUCUACACUGCCAAGCUUGUAGCAAAACAAGAAGGCCUAGAUGAUGGUUUCAGAAUUGUGAUCAAUGAUGGUCCACAAGGCUGCCAAUCGGUGUAUCACAUUCAUGUUCAUCUCAUUGGAGGACGCCAAAUGAACUGGCCUCCUGGCUAAAAAAAGUUCUCAUCUACUACUACUAGUGAUUGUUGUCCUGCUUAUAAGAGGAACCGUCAUGAGUUUCCCAUUGUCUUCUUCUGUCUUUAUAAAUAAAAAGGUUUGAGACAUAACUUUGUUAUGCUAAAAAAUACCUUGUUUUAUGUUUUGAAGAGAAUAUUUGACUGUUGCCUUGGAACUUUUGAGAAACCGAGAAAGCCCUCUUAAAGGAAUAAUACUACAGACGAGUU
This is a messenger RNA of Brassica oleracea var. oleracea, 676 nucleotides long. RefSeq names its product 14 kDa zinc-binding protein. Gene Ontology annotation, biological process: purine ribonucleotide metabolic process; sulfur compound metabolic process. Gene Ontology annotation, cellular component: cytoplasm. The coding region runs from base 57 to 446 and encodes 129 amino acids. NCBI's taxonomy places the organism in Eukaryota, Viridiplantae, Streptophyta, Magnoliopsida, Brassicales, Brassicaceae. The record is from RefSeq and is a predicted model, not a curated record. Gene Ontology annotation, molecular function: adenylylsulfatase activity. The transcript has 5 exons.